Orbicella faveolata is the source of this 2129-nucleotide messenger RNA. Its product is annotated as protein diaphanous homolog 2-like. Lineage: Eukaryota; Metazoa; Cnidaria; Anthozoa; Scleractinia; Merulinidae. Gene Ontology annotation, molecular function: small GTPase binding; actin binding. The record is from RefSeq and is a predicted model, not a curated record. Gene Ontology annotation, cellular component: actin filament. Gene Ontology annotation, biological process: actin cytoskeleton organization; actin filament polymerization.
CUGUUUGAUAUUGUCUGCUUCACAGAUCAACAUGAAGAACUUCACUGAAAAUACUUUCUGGGCAAAAACGAAGGAGGACAAGUUGGAAAAACCUGGUUUGUUUGACGAACUGACGAAAACGUUCGCUGCCAAAAGUGCUCCGAAGAAGAAAGAAGAUGGAGAAGGGCUGGAGAAGAAAGCAGCUGCCAAGAAAAAGGGCAAAGAUUUGAAGGUCAUUGACCCAAAGAGCGCUCAAAACUUAUCAAUUUUCCUCGGCUCGCUUAAAUUACCACACACGGAGGUUAAGAAGUUAAUCUUAAAAUGUGAUCAGGUGGUUUUGACAGAAAGCGCCAUCAACUCCUUGCUGAAGUAUCUUCCAUCACCAGAACAGAUGCAACAACUUGGCAAUAUGAAGGAUAACUUGGAUGAUCUGAGUGAUCCUGAACAGUUUGCCUGCAUGCUUAGCGGCAUUAAAAAGUUGGAACAAAGAUUAAACAUGAUUCUAUUCAAGAUGAAGUUUCCUGAAGACAUGCAGGACAUAAAACCAAACGUUGUAAAUGCGACAGCGGCUUGCAGGGAAGUAAAGACCAGCCCGAAAUUCUCCAAGUUUCUCGAACUUGUGCUCCUUAUGGGUAAUUACAUGAACUCUGGCUCACGAAACGAGGGCUCAAUGGGAUUUGAGAUGAACUAUCUCACUAAACUGAGUUCAACCAAGUCCAUGGACGGCCAGUUAACAUUGGUUCAUUUUCUUGAAGACAUCAUAGAAACUAAAUAUCCCGAGAUUUCAGGAUUUGAAAACGAGUUGACUCACGUGGAGCAAGCUGCAAGAGUGUCAGAUGAAAUUCUGCAAAAGUCGAUUAACACAAUGCAGGGAAACCUGAAGAAACUUGAAAAAGAACUGGAAAUAUACAAACCGCUUAACGAUCCUGACGAUCAGUUUCUACCUGUUAUGAAGAGUUUCUACAGCAGCGCCAAAGACCAAGUCGAUGUUCUGGUCGAGAUGCAUAAAAACAUGACCACCAUGUACAAGGAACUGGUUGAGUAUUUCUGCUUGGACGUCAAGAAGACCACCAUGGAAGAGUUCUUUGGUGACAUCAAAACUUUCCUGGACUUCUUUGAGAAAGCCAAAAAGGACAACGCCAAGCGGAAAGAAAAAGAAGAAAAAGAUAGAAAAGCCAAGGAGCGAGCGGAAAAGGAAAAAGAAAGAAAGAAGCGAAUGGAGGCUGAAAAAUCCAAACGAAAACCUGUUGUGGACAUGAAUGCUGAUGAUGAUCAAGAGGGGGUGUUAGACGGCCUCAUGGAGGCGCUCAACACUGGAUCAGCAUUCAGGGAUCCUACCAGACCCGCACGAAAAAAGGCGGGUGGCAAGAAAGCUCGCCCUGUGGAUUUGCGUCGAUCACGGACUCGCACGAAUAUACCAAUACAGAAAAUAAUGGAAGCGCAGAACGCGAUCGAUCAGCAGCAUAACGCGGUAGAUAUCAAAAUCGAUGAUGAUGGCAAUCAACCCGCCGCUCCCUCCAGGCGGAGGAGAGAUGCCAAACGUGGAGGUGAUAAGACCGAAGAGGAACUCGAAGACGAAGCGCAGGACAUUUUGGAAAGACUAAAGAAGUUAUGAGCAUUACAAGACUAGGUAGUUCCCUAGCACGUGUAGUCCUGUGUAUUUGUUGUGUCAAUUCAAGUAGAACCAGUAACAACAAUGGCGACACCAACAACAUCAGCAACAACAAAAUCAUGAACAACAGAAGGUGCUAACCCAAAAAGAGCUCGUUGCGUGUGAUUUGGAGUAAACUGCAAAUAAUGAUGCGCGAGUCGACCGAAAUAAGAAUGGAUAGUUUGAUCACUCAGUUUUGGGUAAAAUUUGUAGUAGACACUCGUCGAAACGACCUUGGGGAAAAAAAACUUAGAGUAAUAGAAAUAUUAAAGAAGCUCGCUAGUUCUCGUGAAAACACGAAAAUAUCGUUUAGACUAAGACUCGAACACCGUAGCAAAGUCGACUGCACUGCGGCAGAUGAAUUAAGUCAAUAAAUAACCUGAUUACAGGUAAUUCACGAUAUGUACUAUACCUCAGGCCCCAUUCACACUACGCCGGAGAAAUUUAAAAACGGAACUUUUCGAAACGCUCUUCAAACCGGAGUAAUUUGAAAACGCCU